Hirsutella rhossiliensis is the source of this 1095-nucleotide messenger RNA. RefSeq lists its product as uncharacterized. Lineage: Eukaryota; Fungi; Ascomycota; Sordariomycetes; Hypocreales; Ophiocordycipitaceae. The transcript is spliced from 3 exons. The record is from RefSeq and is a predicted model, not a curated record. The coding region runs from base 1 to 1095 and encodes 364 amino acids.
AUGUCCCCGACGCCGCCUACCACCGACUCUCCGCCGCACCUUCGCAGGCCUCUUACAGGCAAUAAGGGCGCCGGCGGCGACAUGACCAUGAUGUUCUUUGCCCAGCCCGACUGCCCCGUGAGGUUCGCCCACCAGGACGAGCACCGCGUGAGGGGCCUCAACGCCGAGGCCAUUGCCCGCGUCCUCCUUCCCGCCCCCUCGUGGCUGCUGGCGCUCGAGUACGCUCCCCUCCGGGCAGCGGGGGAUGAUAACGAUGUCUCCCCCCUCUUCUUUAGCUUGAAUCUCUCAAUCUACGGCCAGCCGGUCGUCGACUCGGAUUGGUCUGAGCAGUGGUUCUUUAUGUCCGGCCGCGUCCAUCCGUACGCCCUCGCCUGGGAGGUCGAGCGCCGCGACGGUCUCGAGGCCGACGUCGGCGAGACUCUCCUCUAUACGAUGCCCGCCCUCGUCGUCCGCGACCAGGGCUACCAGCCCGUCCUCCCGCGCUCCUUGGCACCCGACGGCCACUUCCCUCGACGCCUCCUGUUGUCUCCUUUCACGGCGUCGUCGCCGGCUCCGGACUUGACCUCCUGCAGGCCGAUCUUCUUCCUGCUAUCGACGUACAUCGCCCCUGGCGUCCCGGACAAGGUUCCCUUCAAGGGCUACCACCCCUUUCAGGUCUUUGUCAUCUUUCCCAUCUAUGCCAACCCUUGGCUCGUCCUGUGUAAGAAGCUGGCCGAGAGGUCCGCCUCUCCCUUUCUGCCUGGUAUCCCGUUUACCUGCACUGGCAAGGUCGCCGGCCUUCUCGAUCAUGGCGUGAUGUGUGUCCCGCCCGGCUCGGACCGCGAUUACGUCUUCGUCGUCGUCCCGGAUAGCUGGACUUUCCAUGAUAGGUCUUCCGCCGCUGCCGCCUCCGCUUCCCCGCUGGCCCAGCCCCUGAGGCGUCAACCCUCUUCCACCUCCUCUGCGUUUGACCUCGUCCGCGCCGCCUCCUACUCGCUUGCUACGCCGCCUUCGACCGCGCCGCACACGCCUUCCAAGGCUCCGGGCCCGCCUGCCGAUGCGCCUGUGACGCCGCCGCCCGCGGGCCUGCUCGGCCGUGGCCGACUCCCCGAUUAA